Molecule: messenger RNA, 1299 nt
Organism: Micromonas commoda
Lineage: Eukaryota; Viridiplantae; Chlorophyta; Mamiellophyceae; Mamiellales; Mamiellaceae
Exons: 1
Coding region: 1-1299 (432 amino acids)
Molecular function (GO): protein binding
Source: RefSeq, a predicted model, not a curated record
AUGGACGGCGCCGAAAGAUUCGAGAGGAGGGCGACUGCCUCCGCGAGGCCGAAGCUCAAGAAAUUCCUGCUGCGUUACUAUCCCCCGGGCAUAAUACUGGAAUACGAGCUCGCGGGCGAGCUCAUGCAGCGCAGCGUGGACCUCCUCGACCUCUCCGCCGACACCGACGCGGACGUGCUCGUCAACGCAAUCACUCGCCAGGAGUCAAUGAUCAAGGAAUCACACAGGGAGCCGCUUCGCAAGCUUGUCAAGAAGCUGCAGUCGAAGCUCCGCGCGGUGUCCACGAAGAGCUUCUCGCUGGUCAAGGAGCUCAGGGCGCACAUCCUGCCCCUCACCAACUGCGCGUUCAACAAGAGCGGCGACAAGUUCAUCACCGGAAGCUACGACAGGACGUGCAAGGUGUUUGACACGGACACCGGCGAGGAGAUCCACACGCUGGAGGGGCACAAGAACGUGGUGUACGCCAUCGCGUUCAACAACCCGUACGGCGAUAAGAUCAUCACGGGGAGCUUCGACAAGACGUGUAAGCUUUGGGACGCGAACACCGGCGAGUGCUACUACACCCUCCGCGGCCACGCCAGCGAGAUUGUCUGCCUCGGUUUCAACCCGCAGAGCACGGUCAUCGCCACCGGCUCGAUGGACAACACCGCGAAGCUCUGGGACGUCGAGACGGGUACGGAGGUGUGCACUCUGGCGGGACAUACCGCGGAGAUCGUCUCUCUGUGCUUCAACACCUCCGGGGACACGAUCGUCACCGGCGGCUUUGACCACGACGCCAGGGUGUGGGACGCUCGAACGGGGCGAUGCGUUCGCGCGCUCGAGGGGCACGGCGCGGAGGUGAGCUCGACGGUGUUCAACUACGCCGGGGACCGCGUGGUGAGCGCGUCCAUCGAUAGGACGUGUAGGCUGUGGGACGUCGGCGGAGGUCGGACAGAGUUUGUCUGGCGGGGGCACAGCGACGAGGUGCUGGACGCGUGCUUCGACGCUUCGGGCGCGAGGGUCGCGAGCGCUUCGGCGGAUGCGACGGCGAGGGUGUACCAAGUGUCGAGCGGGGAACUGGCGCACGUCCUGGAGGGACACGAUGGGGAGAUAUCGAAGGUUGCGUUUAACCCGCAGGGAACGAGGGUGAUGACGGCGAGCAGCGAUAAGACGUGCAAAAUCUGGGACUCGGCCACGGGGCUGUGCGCGCAGACGCUGGAGGGACACACGGAUGAGAUAUUUUCAUGCGCGUUUAACUACGAAGGCUCGUACGUCAUCACGGGAAGCAAGGACAACACGUGCCGCAUUUGGAAGGCUUAG